AUUCCAAGAUCCAUCACGGAGGCUUGACAAUUGAUCUUGAGCUCAUCAAGGAUGCAUCAAAGUACUGUGUAUUAGUCGGUCAAUGUGCGGUGGCUUCGGCUGCUUUGCCGUCCGCAUCGCCCGGCGGUAAAAUGGUCAGCAUUGCGCCCGUCAGAAUACAUAUGCAUAACGAGGCUGUCCCGCCGGCCCCCGUCUUGGCCUAUGUUCGCAAAACCGUUUUGCUUGCAGCUCCACAAUCCCCACCGCAUCAACUGAAUCAAACAUGAGAAGUGCUUCCCUGUACGCUGUGCUGACCACCAGCGUCAUGUUGGUCGUCGCUGCUUCGACGGCAGACCAAUCCGACACCGCCGUCCGCCAGAUUGCCGCUGUGACCCAUUCCUCUGUGACCAACGCAGCCCCCGGAACACCUUCCGGGACUACCCCAGUGCAAGAAACCGGAAAGAGCGCAUCAGCCCAGGUCACGGCCGCGUCGUUGCCCGAGCCGCCAACACCGCAAUUCGGAGUGCCGCAGGAGAUUCUCGGCGGGAUGAAACGGACCGAUUUCGAUUUCGCUGACGGACUUGCCAUCGACUUGUUUUCUCCAACGCCGCGGACAUUGACCGUAACGCAAAACCGAUCGCCUUCCGCACCGGCCAACCUCGUUACGGGGGCUCCAGGAGGACCCUGGUUGGCGGCGCUUCCUUACUCGUACGUUUUGAAGCUCAACGAAUCCAACGUGAAUGACCUGGUUGCGAAGGUGGAGCUCCCGUAUGAUCCCGCGGUGUUGGCGGGCAUGGGAUUGACCGAGGACAAUACCUACGUCGGAACGUACAGCCCGACGACCGGCGGAUGGGUCAUUGACCAAACGCAGCGCAACGUACACCGCACGGAAAACAAGACUCGCAUCAUUAACAUGAAUUCGUACGACGGAGAAUAUCUGCUAUUAGCGCGCAAUACAACCGACACCGCCGACAUUUUCCUGCAAUACGGACAAGGCGCCUCGCGCGAGCUCGAGAUCAUCCGCGGCGGGGCCUUGCAGGAAGGUGUGUGGGUUGAUGGAUUCACCCUAUCGGCCCGCGUCGACGGCAACCUCGCGGUGAAAGUGAACGCCGACUUUGGAACUUUUGACCAAGCUGCUCUCCCCGCCGGAUUCCAAGCCGUCACAACCUACACUUACGUGACAAACUCCAGCGACCCUACGGGCAAAACGAGCCUGGACGUGAAGCUACCCUUCAAACCCGACUUCCUUGCAACAAGGAAGAUCGACCCGGUCGAUCUCCGCGUGGCGCGUAUGGACACAGGUUCCAAGACGUUUGUGGUAGACGAAGCCAGCCAGAAGCUGGACGUGGAGCGCAAAUUCGCCGUGUUGGAGAGGCAGAACAGUCUCGAUGGGCAAUGGCUGCUCGUCUUCAAAGCGCAUGGCGAUGUUAACGUCACCCCCACCGGAACGCCUAGGGAUGCAGGUAUUGAGGUAGUCAAAGCGACGGGCUCUGGAGGGGAAGCCGUUAUCAGCGUGUCGUCUCCCCCCUUAAGCGGACGUUCGGCGGCUACAACCAUUGGGGCGAUAGGAGCGGUGGUGGCAUGGUUCAUGUAGUACACGGUCAUUGUAAUGGUCUUCUUUCAUGGCAUGGUUCAU
Fimicolochytrium jonesii is the source of this 1615-nucleotide messenger RNA. RefSeq lists its product as uncharacterized. The record is from RefSeq and is a predicted model, not a curated record. NCBI's taxonomy places the organism in Eukaryota, Fungi, Chytridiomycota, Chytridiomycetes, Spizellomycetales, Powellomycetaceae. The transcript is spliced from 3 exons. The coding region runs from base 263 to 1573 and encodes 436 amino acids.